CACCAGGCGCCUUGGGGACAGCAGGGAAGGACAAAGCAGAGGUGGAGAGGUGGACGGGACCAGCCCCCUCCCCUCCUACAGCGUCGCUCCGCCCCGCUCCCCGCCCCGCAAGCCCCCAGGCUCCGAGCCCGCGGGGCCCCAGCCCCAGUCCUCACCCCAGGCGGCCGCGGCUUGCGGACCCGAGCGCGGGCGCGAGACUGCGCGGAGGGAGGGGGGAAGCGGCCCACCCCGCCGGGAUGCUCGGGCCCCAGCCGGGCCGGAACUGGCCGAGGGGGGCGUGAUCCCCGCCGCGGGAGCGCCGGGCCGGGCGGGGGCGGCCGCGCCAGGUGGAUCCCGUCUCCGCCCCCGGCCUGCGCGCCGCCGGGUGCAGGAAGCCCUGCGGCUCGGGGCUGGGGUCAGAGCGCGCCAGCCGGGCGGGCCGAGGCGGCCAGGGCCGGGAUCCCGCCCCUCCGGCCCGGUGCUCGGAGGACGGCUCCGGCCCGCCUGCUGCCCCGGGGUCCGGCGGGCCGAGCGCCAGGCCGGCCGCGGGCGAGCCUCAGUGGGCGGGGAGCUCCGUGUCAUCCCCCAUGAUCCGCCUGGAGAAAACGGGAAUAAAGCCGUCAGAGCGCCUGGCCAGCCCGCGGGGGUGCCCCCAGCGCCAGCCAGGCCCCGCCUCUGGACCCCGCCCACCCUUCCUUCCUCCUCUGAGCAAGAUGUCCACCGAGAGCUUGGCACCGGGCCCCCGGCCUUGAGUGGGACGCUGAGCCCCCCGCGGCGCACCAUGGGCAACGCCAGCGCCGACAAUGCCUCCGUGCUCGGCUGCGUCAUCGACCACACCAUCCACCAGACCCUGGCGCCGGUGGUCUACGUGGCCGUGCUGGUGGUGGGCUUCCCCGCCAACUGCCUGGCCCUCUACUUCGGCUACCUGCAGAUCAAGGCCCGCAACGAGCUGGGCGUGUACCUGUGCAACCUCACGCUGGCCGACCUGUGCUACAUCUGCUCGCUCCCCUUCUGGCUGCAGUACGUGCUCCAGCACGACGACUGGUCGCACAGCGAGCUGUCGUGCCAGCUGUGCGGCAUCCUGCUGUACGAGAACAUCUACAUCAGCGUGGCCUUCCUCUGCUGCAUCUCCAUCGACCGCUACCUGGCCGUGGCGCACCCCUUCCGCUUCCACCAGGUGCGCACGCUGAAGGCGGCCGUGGCCGUGAGCGUGGGCAUCUGGGCCAAGGAGCUGCUGGUCAGCGUGUACUUCCUGCAGUACCCCGAGGUGGUGGAGGAGGGCCCCAGCCGCCACCGCCUGUGCUUCGAGCACUACCCGCUGCUGCCGUGGCAGCGCGCCUUCAACUACUACCGGCUGCUCGUGGGCUUCCUCUUCCCGCUCGGCCUCCUGGCCGCGUCCUACCGCGGCAUCCUGCGCGCCGUGCGCCGCAGCCACGGCACCCAGCAGAGCCGCAAGGCGCAGAUCCAGCGGCUGGUGCUCAGCACCGUGGUCAUCUUCCUGGCCUGCUUCCUGCCCUACCAUGCGCUGCUGCUCGUGCGCAGCGUCUGGGAGCGCAGCUGCGCCUUCGCGCGCCGCGUCUUCGACGCCUACCACUUCUCGCUGCUGCUCACCAGCCUCAACUGCGUGGCCGACCCCGUGCUCUACUGCUUCGUCAGCGAGACCACCCACCGGGACCUGGCGCGCCUGCGCGGGGCCUGCCGCGCCCUGCUACCCUGCGCUGCCCGAGGGGGCCGCGCCCGGGAUGCGCCCCCGCUGGGCACCCCCGACGCCGUGGGCCCCGGCCCCGGCCCCGGCCCCGGCGGCGAGGACCCCGAGGUCCUGGCCAAGCUCCACCUGCCCUUCCAGGGCCCGCACUCGGGGGGAGCGGCGGGGACCGCGCUCACGGCCGGCCUGGGCUAGCCCCCCGGAGGCCGCGUGGACACGGGCAGCUCUGCCCAGGGCGGGGCGGGGUUCCUCUGUUGGCUGCGGGGAGCCGUGGACCUCAGCGCCCUCCCCACGCCCAGGGGGGCUGUGGGUGGGGGCUGUGUGUGGAGGGGGGGACAAGCCCCCUCUGCUCCCGGGUGCCGCUGCAGGACGGAUGAGGAAGCUUCCUCCGGCGGGUUUUUUUUAAAAGGGGGAAAGUGGAGGAGGGGCGCAAAGUCCCGGGCGGGUGGGGUACCCGGGGGCCCCUCGGUCCCAGGACACCCAGCUUACCUGAGCAGAGGAGGCUCGACCCCCAGCGGGAAGAACGUGAGUGGGGCUAGGAGGCUGGGUGGGAGGAAGGAAAGUGGGGAGUCUGGGGCUCUGGGAGGGCACCUAUUCCCCCCCACACGUGGGGGUGGGGAGAGAGAAUAAAAGACACCCAGUGCCAUCAGGGGAGGGGAACAGUGCGCCAGAGUCCCGGGGUUCCCCUGUGGGGGCUGAAGGUCAGGACCCGCAGCAUCUCGGUGCCCCCGUCAAAUUGGCAUCUGCCCACAGCACCAGACCGGAAGCUGUGUCCCCAGGAUGGGAGAGAAGGGGGCUCCUCCCCUCCUUUUAGAAGCGGCGGUGGCCCCCGGGGUCCUGUGGAUCCCGGAGGCUCUCAGUGCCCCCCUAUGGCUGGGUCCAGGAGGCCUGGCUGGCACAGACCUGGCUGGCACUGACCGGGCCCCUCUCUCUGGUUGCCCACGCUGAACCGGACCGUGGAGAACGGGCCGUGGACCUUCCUGCUCUUUGGGGGGCCGGGCCCCCUCAACCCCUCGCUGCUCCCUUAGAGCUCAGGGGCCAGUGCUGAAGUCCCUCAAAGGCUUGGGAUCGGCUGAGCUCCAGCCCGGGGAGGGCCCCGGGCAGGUUGGGUGGUGGGGGGCAUUACUGGAAUGUGCUGGAAGGCGGGCCAGAGAGGGCUCUUCCUCGCUCUGCCCUCUCCUCGCUUUCCACUCCAAGAGGUCGAUCCCUCCCCCCACCCCCAGCUCUGCGAUUAGGGGUGCCAGAGGCAGAUACCCCCAGGCGGGGCGUGCCCCAGGAAGCUCUGGGACUGGGGAGUCCGACCUCCGUGGGUGGUCUCUGUCCUAGCUCCAUAAGCUGCAUCUCCGAUAACUUGGGGCCACCCUCUCCCCCACUCCUGGGGAAGGAAGAGGCCGGGUCUCUCGGGGCGGAAGUGGCCCUAGGGCCCAGCGUCCCGGCCCUGGGUGACGGUGCCCCUGCCUCGUCAUGCUGUGGUGUUGCCCCCGUUCAGCCCUGCGGAGGGGCGGGGCGGGGCGGGGCUGUUCAAGUUCACUCUGGAGAGCUGUAUUUUCGUCUUACCCUGUGCUGGAGGCCAAGUGCACGCAUGCCGGGCUGUGCCAUGUGCCAGCGUGAGCACGUGUCAUGGAGCCAGUGUGAACCUGCAAAUAAAGCCGAGUGACCAGCCAC
Sorex araneus (European shrew) is the source of this 3349-nucleotide messenger RNA. RefSeq names its product G protein-coupled receptor 68 (gene GPR68). The coding region runs from base 761 to 1879 and encodes 372 amino acids. The record is from RefSeq and is a predicted model, not a curated record. Lineage: Eukaryota; Metazoa; Chordata; Mammalia; Eulipotyphla; Soricidae. Gene Ontology annotation, cellular component: membrane. The transcript is spliced from 2 exons. Gene Ontology annotation, biological process: G protein-coupled receptor signaling pathway; cellular response to pH. Gene Ontology annotation, molecular function: G protein-coupled receptor activity.